CAUACAGUUCAAAGCCAAUUAUCAGAACUAAAAGCAAAAUGUUUAAAUUGGUAUUAAUCGCUGCCCUUUUGGCUCUAUCUGUUGCUGUACCAGCUCCAGAACCAAAACCCGCACCAAAAGCUGAUCCAAAAGCUCAGCUUCUAGCUGCUCCAGUUGUAGCUGCUCCUGCUGUAGCAUACUCCUCUGCGUACGUCGAUGCACCUCUUGCCUAUUCUAGUUAUGUAGCUCCCGCUGUGUAUCCUGCUGCAUAUUCUGCGUAUUCACCAUAUGCUGCCUCUUAUGUAUAUUAUUAAUUAUGAAAUAAUGUAAUUUAUUGAUGAAAAU
Molecule: messenger RNA, 324 nt
Organism: Diabrotica balteata
Lineage: Eukaryota; Metazoa; Arthropoda; Insecta; Coleoptera; Chrysomelidae
Source: the annotation of a GenBank genome assembly